AUGGCGGAGGCGGGGAGGCGGACGCUGGCGCUGGUGAACCUGGCGGCCAUCAUGGAGCGCGCCGACGAGGCGCUGCUGCCCGCGGUGUACGGGGAGGUGGGCGCCGCGCUGGGCGCCACGCCCGUGGCGCUCGGCGCCCUCACGCUCUACCGCUCCGCCGUGCAGGCCGCCUGCUACCCGCUCGCCGCCUACGCCGCCGUGCGCUACAACCGCGCCCACGUUAUCGCCGUUGGGGCCGUUCUCUGGGCCGCCGCCACCUUCCUCGUCGCCGUCUCCGACACCUUCGCCCAGGUAGCGAUAGCUAGAGGUUUGAAUGGUAUUGGCCUAGCACUUGUCACCCCAGCAGUCCAAUCUCUAGUGGCAGAUUGCUCUGAUGACAAUACUCGAGGCGCCGCAUUUGGAUGGCUUCAACUCACAGGCAACCUUGGUUCAAUUAUUGGUAGUUUGUUUUCCCUGAUGCUAGCAUCAACCACAGUCAUGGGUAUUGCCGGUUGGCGUGUUGCAUUUCACAUUGUUGCUCUUAUAAGUGUUGUAGUCGGUGUGUUGGUUGGCGUAUUCGCAGUGGACCCCCAUUUCCUCCAUGUUGAAAGUGGCGAGCAGCUGUUGCCCAAGUCUGCAUGGGCAGAGAUGAAGGAUUUGGUGAGAGAAGCCAAGGCUGUUGUAAAAAUCCCAUCAUUUCAGAUCAUUGUGGCUCAGGGUGUCACAGGCUCGUUUCCAUGGUCUGCCCUGGCCUUUGCCCCAAUGUGGUUGGAGCUGAUGGGGUUUACACAUAACAAAACUGGACUCCUCAUAACAACAUUUGCACUGGCAAGCUCACUUGGAGGGCUAUUAGGUGGAAAGAUGGGGGAUCACUUUGCUAUUCGCUUCCCAGAUUCUGGUCGAAUAGUCCUGUCACAGAUAAGCUCGGCUUCUGCUAUUCCACUGGCUGCUCUAUUGCUUUUGGGGCUCCCUGAUAACUCCUCUUCUGGUUUCUUGCAUGGACUUGUCAUGUUUAUUAUGGGGCUGAGCAUCUCCUGGAACGGUCCUGCAACUAACAACCCGAUAUUUGCUGAGAUUGUACCUGAGAGGUCAAGAACAAGUAUCUAUGCAUUGGACCGUUCUUUUGAGUCAGUUUUAGCUUCAUUUGCUCCACCGGUUGUUGGGUUUCUAGCUGAGCAUGUUUAUGGCUACAAUCCCAUCUCCUAUGGAGCUGCAGAUGACAAUGUUGGCAGGGAUAAAUCAAAUGCUGAUGCCCUAGCCAAAGCUCUGUACACGUCGAUCGCCAUCCCUAUGCUGCUUUGCUGCUUCAUCUACUCCCUGUUGUACCGCACAUAUCCACGCGACAGGGAGAGGGCAAGGAUGGACACUCUGAUCACUUCAGAGCUCCAGCAGAUUGAACUGGAAAGAUGUCAUGGGCUAGGGGGUUAUUAUUCUGGAAGGAAGGAGGACGCCACUGCGAUCGAUAUGGAGUACAGCGAGGAAGAUUUCGAUGCCGAUGAUGAUGAAAAGGGGCUGAUGGAACAGCAGGCUAAGCAGAGUGGCAGUGUCAAGUGGCACAGUAGUGAUUCACAAAAUUUGUGA
Molecule: messenger RNA, 1560 nt
Organism: Miscanthus lutarioriparius
Lineage: Eukaryota; Viridiplantae; Streptophyta; Magnoliopsida; Poales; Poaceae
Source: the annotation of a GenBank genome assembly